Molecule: messenger RNA, 257 nt
Organism: Staurois parvus
Lineage: Eukaryota; Metazoa; Chordata; Amphibia; Anura; Ranidae
Source: the annotation of a GenBank genome assembly
UUAUGCAGGCAUGGUCCAUUAUUUUUACCAUAAGGAAACCCACCAUGAGACAUGGCAUGCAGCCAAUGUUGGAAUGCUGCCAAGAGCAGGGGCGGACUGACAACUCAUGGGGCCCCCGGGCAAUAGGGGAUCAUGGGGCCCCUGUGUCCUUGCCCACACUCAAACCACACCCAAAAAAGCCUAUUAAAGGUACCAAGGGGCAUCUCAUGGGGACCCAUACUGACCCCGGGCCCUCUGGCAGUGCCCAAGUUCCCAAA